UUCCAUCGUUUUCACUGGAAAAAAAAAUUGUUGCGCAGGUUCCAAGGUUCCAUUGGCCCCAUGGAACCAGAACAUUACAAUUCAAGAUUACCAUUUUUUAAGGAUUCUCAACCAGUUUUUCCGAACUAGUUAAUUACCAAGAAAUACGAUUAUUCCUGUUAGGCUACCUAUUCAAAAUUCACCACGCAUCCAGACUACUAUCCUCCCACCGCAUAUGGGUUGGCUAGGCCCAACAUUUAGAUGGUAACACAAGAAAACCCGCAUGCCCAAGGAACCGUUUAUUUCCAUUGAAAUCUACCGAAGCAUAUCGGUUGCAUUAUUUGUUGCUGAAUUUUGCAUAUUUCUAUAUAAUCUGGGCUUGAAUUCAUUUGUCAUUGUUCUCAAUACAGAACACGGAAUUUUCACCAAUCAUACCUGUGAGUAUCUUUGGGUUCUGAAUUCUCCGCUGCCCUAUUGCAUUUAGACAUUCUCAGUUGGGUUUUUUAAUGAGUGAAGAAUAGUGAGGUAAAGAUGUCUAUUGCUUUUGGCGUGCCAAUAUUAGAAUGCGUGUCUUGCUUGGCAUGUUCCAGGUGGGCAUGGAAAAGGUGUACAUACGUAGGAGCCUACGACAGUGAAAAAUGGACGCUUGCCAGCAUUGAGGCCUUUGAGCCUGUUCCAAGGAUUUGCAGGAUAAUACUUGCAGUCUAUGAGGAGGAUCUAAGAAAUCCCAAAUGGGCACCCCCUGGAGGCUACGGAAUUGAUCCUGGUAAAGUGGUGAAAAAAGUUGGUUAUGAAACUACUCAAGGAAACGCUCCUCCAUACCUAAUUUAUGAAGAUAAUGAGAACCAUGACAUUGUUUUGGCCAUUAGAGGGCUUAAUUUGGCCAAGGAGAGUGAUUAUGCUGUACUGCUUGACAAUAAAUUGGGACAAAGAAAGUUUGACGGAGGUUAUGUACAUAAUGGGCUACUUAAUUCAGCUCGAUGGCUGCUUAAGGCCGAGUCUGAGACAUUGAAAGAUUUGAUUGAGAAAAAUCCUUCCUACACACUUACUUUUGCAGGGCACUCGCUUGGGUCAGGAGUUGCUGCCCUUCUUACUGUAAUUGUAGCAAAUGCAAAGGAACGGUUGGCAAAUAUCCCAAGAAGUCAAAUUCGGUGCUAUGCAAUUGCUCCUGCUCGGUGCAUGUCUCUUAACUUGGCAGUAAGAUAUGCAGAUAUUAUCAAUUCUAUUAUACUGCAGGAUGAUUUCUUGCCAAGGACUGCUACUCCAUUGGAAGACAUUUUUAAGUCAGUUUUCUGCUUGCCUUGUUUAUUAUGCGUCAGAUGCAUGAGAGAUACAUUUACAUCUGAUGAGAAGAAGCUCAAAGAUCCAAGGAGGCUCUAUGCUCCAGGACGGCUUUAUCACAUUGUGGAGAGAAAAUUCUGCGGAUGUGGAAGAUAUCCGCCGAUGGUUAAAACUGCUAUCCCUGUUGAUGGGAGGUUCGAACACAUUGUCCUUUCAUGCAAUGCUACAUCAGAUCAUGCCAUUAUUUGGAUUGAGAGGGAGGCAAAAAAAGCUUUGGAUCUCAUGAAGGAAAAAGAGCAACCUAUGGAGGUUCCUUCCAGACAAAAGAUGGAAAGAAAAGAGUCAAUGGUGAAAGAACACAAGGAAGAACACAAGAAUGCGCUUGAGAGGGCUGCUACCCUACAAAUACCCCAUGCUUUCUCAUCAUCUGAUGACAGAGAAAUUAAAAGAAAGGAUGAAAUUGUUUUGGAUGAAGAGGAGAAUUUAGCAUCAGCUGGGGAACCUGCCUCAAAUGAACACAUUGCUACGAGAAAGACAAAUUGGGAUGAACUCAUUGAUAGACUUUUUGAGAAAGACACAUCUGGUAGAGCAGUCUUGAAGAAGAAAACGGAUUCUAUUUGAAAGUUUGCCUCAUUUUGUUGAAUGAUCAAUGUAACAUUCUUUUAUUUCGUUGAGUGAUCCAUGUAACAUUGAUUCUUCAUUGUGGUGUUUAAUAAAAUUAAAUAAUUUCUUUUGUUGCA
This is a messenger RNA of Cryptomeria japonica (Japanese cedar), 2000 nucleotides long. RefSeq lists its product as uncharacterized. Gene Ontology annotation, biological process: lipid catabolic process. Bases 511 to 1881 code for a protein of 456 amino acids. Lineage: Eukaryota; Viridiplantae; Streptophyta; Pinopsida; Cupressales; Cupressaceae. The record is from RefSeq and is a predicted model, not a curated record. The transcript has 5 exons.